AUGGGACGGCAAUUCGAGCAGCCCCUUUUGUGGCUGGACUGCGAGAUGACGGGGCUUGAUCCUUUAAAGGAUAGGAUUUUGGAGAUCGCAUGUAUAUUGACGGAUGGGAAUCUAGAACACAUGCAAGAGGGGCCCUGUAUGAUAUUACACUGCCCGAAAGAGGAGCUUGACGAGAUGAAUGACUGGUGCAAGGAGCAGCACGGGAAUUCAGGGUUAACGGAAGCGUGUAUGCGAGCAACACUGACUGCACAAGAUGCUGAGAAGCACAUUAUUGCCUUUCUCAAGGAAAAUAACGUGGGCAUGAAGGAGGCAGUGCUAGCUGGUAAUUCGAUCCAUAUGGACAAGGAGUUCCUCAGGAGGGAGAUGCCUUCUCUCUUAGAGUUCUUGCACUACCAGAUAUUAGAUGUGUCAAGCAUCAAGAUCCUUGCUCAGAGGUGGUUCCCCUCGGUCGCACCCCCGCGGAAGAUGUAUCUGCACAGGGCCCUAGAUGACAUCAAGGAAAGUAUUCAGGAACUGGCAUAUUAUCGCAAUAACCUAUUCAAAUGA
Molecule: messenger RNA, 546 nt
Organism: Cyclospora cayetanensis
Lineage: Eukaryota; Apicomplexa; Conoidasida; Eucoccidiorida; Eimeriidae
Product: oligoribonuclease, mitochondrial
Exons: 1
Coding region: 1-546 (181 amino acids)
Cellular component (GO): mitochondrion
Molecular function (GO): 3'-5'-RNA exonuclease activity; nucleic acid binding
Source: RefSeq, a predicted model, not a curated record